Messenger RNA from Stylonychia lemnae, 1236 nucleotides. Lineage: Eukaryota; Ciliophora; Spirotrichea; Sporadotrichida; Oxytrichidae. The record is from the annotation of a GenBank genome assembly.
AUGGACAAAAUAUUUAAAUAACUCAUUGAUUAGAGAAAUACCUAGACACCCUAGGAUAUUCUUCAAUCCUUAAGUCAAGAGUCUACCUAUUCAUCUCUUGAACCCCUUGAUGAAUUAAUCUGUUUUCAAACUCAGGAGAGCGUUGAAACAAGAAGAGAGAGACUCCUAAAGGAAAGUUAGUGCAAGGGUAAGCUAAACUCGAAAUAAUAUAUUAUAGCCUCACUAUCCCUUGAUCAGAUAAACCAAUUAAUUAAGCAGAAUUUGCAAAAGAUACCACCCUGGGUAAAUGAAUAAACUCUUAGUAUAAAAACCAAAAGUGCAAGAGCAUACUUUCAUUCGGAAGUUCUAAGAUUUGUGGAAUGGAUUCAGAUGAGUGAUGCAGAAAUUAAAUAGAGGUAUGAGAUCCUAAACGAAAUUGAAAAGCUUGUUCAAAUUAAAAUUCCAGGAACACAAUUAUACAUGUUUGGCUCAACAGCUAAUAGAUUAGCGUUUUCAGGAUCUGAUAUUGAUAUCUUGGUGAUGAAUAAUGACUACGGCUAUGCUAACCUCUACAAUCACGUUCUGCAUAUCAUGGUUGAAAGCAAUUUGUUCGAGAGCAUUGAUGAUAUAAGAAACACUCAAGUCCCUAUAAUUCAAGCUUAGCAUAAAGCCACUGGCAUCAGUAUGGAUAUUGUUAUGAAUAGAGACGAUGGGCUUAAAGGUCUUUCACUAGUAAGCACUCUUAUUUCAAAAUAUCCUGAACUUAGACCUAUGUACUUUGUUCUAAAGGCUUUCCUCAAGUAUAAAAAUGUUCAUAAACCUUACACUGGAGGCAUAGGCUCUUUCGUAUUGAUUAACAUGAUAGCAUUUUAUCUGCAAAUGCACUAUAAGAGGGUAAGAGAUAUUAAUGAGAAGGUGUUUUUGUAAGAUCACAUAAUCUGUUUCUUCAAGUUCUUUGGAAGACAACUAGAUAUCAAAUUCCUUGGAUUCUCAAUCAGAGAUGGUGGAUUUAUUUUCGAUAAAGAUCAUGAGUAUCUGGGUAAGGAAGGAAAUACCAGAGAAGAUUUCAAACUCUGCAUUGAAAGCCCGUUGUAGUUUAGUGAUGAUUUAGGGGGUUCUGUGAGAAAUAUUAGCAUUAUAAGAAAGUUGUUCAACCUCGCUAGCGAUGUUAUUAGGUAUAAUCUGCUAAACUCAAAUAGCUUUGUACUUCUAAUAGUGCCAGAAGCAUACAAACUCAAGAAUUUGGAUUAAGAUUGA